UGUAGCGUUAGUGUCGUUUCUGUCAUCGCCUUUCGAAACGUUUAUCGGUAGUCGGCUGUUGACGUACUCCGUACGAGCCGGAAUCGCCGAUUCUUCGUUAUUUUCUACCAAAUAAUACUAUCAACGCGCAGUACAACGCCGAGUCAGUCGUACGUGUCCCAGUGCGUCAACAAUCACAGAAAGAACAGAACCUUUCGAAGUGUCAAACUCGAGUUGAUUCAACCUGGAUCGCACGUCGGAUUGCCGAAGAGGGUGACGAAGACAUGCCACUUCCCCAGGAGCGAAAUAAAUUGAUUUCGAAGGAUUGAGGCCUGCCGGGAAGGAUGGUGCAGUACUGGCUGAACGUGGUCCUCCUCAGGGCGGUCCUUCCGGCUACCUAUGGCGGGGUCGCCAUCUUUAGGCCGGUCGGACUGUCCCUGGCGUACUUGCUGUUGCUGUUGUACUCGCCCCUGGUACCGGUGCCGAACCAGGUGACGAUGGCCGGUCACACGGGACGUUACCUCCUGGCCGGCCUGUGCUUCUCCUUGCUCACUUGCCUCGCCCAGUUCACCUUCCAAGUGGUCCUGCUGGCUAUGCCGCCCUAUGGUCACUUCUUGAAGGACUGCGAGUUCCUGGAGAAGCUCCUUCGCCACGUGGGUCUGAUUCGAAUGGACGGUGUCAACGCCUGGGAGAUCUUCUACUGGCUGAUACCGGACGUUGUCGCCCUCACCGGCAGCUGCGUCGUCUAUUGCCUCUGUCGACGGCUCAAUCGGGCCCCGAAGACCGAGGUCGAGGGCGAGGCUUCGACGUCGAACCGCCGGACGGCCGCCAAGACGGAGGACGGGAACGCCAAGAUAAUCAAGUACCUCGGCACCGCCGGGAACUACGUGACCCUGGGCCUGAUGUGCUGCGCGUCAUCCUUGCACCCGUCGGUCCAGUGCGCCUUCUACUUCCUGGUCUUCAUAGCAGCCGGCACUUGGUGGGCCUUCCACCGCGAGCUGCGCCGCGCCUUCGCGGUGGUCUGCAGGAUCGUCAUGCUCGUCCUCGUGGUGCACAUCGGGGCGCUGCUCGCCUACCAGAACCAGUGGCUCCAGGAGCUUGUGCCCACCGACAACCAGUGGGCUAGGUACUUCGGGCUGAACGCCUACUAUCUAACCAACUGCACCAACGCCAGGGACGUCGACUACGUCGGCGACGCCGGCUGGUCCACCUAUGCUUAUCCUCUGAGCAUUGUUUGCCUCUACUAUGCCCUGGGCCUGCAGUCGCGGUACCUCUUGGGGAGCCAGAAGCCGACCGCAAAGCCGCCCGCUCCGGUCAACGAGAGGACUCCACUGAUGCGCUUUGGGUCGGGGCGAACCGGCCUCCUCCAGGACUCUACGGGAAGCGUCAUAGUCCAAGAAGCUCAGCAUGAUGACAGUAUGCAGCUGCAAUCACUCAGUGAAAGCACGCCGGAAGUCAAGGCGGGCAUCUUCGAGCACGUCGUCAUGGCGAUCUACUCCAUUUUCCAGCUGAUCAUCAACUCGUCCUACCUGGCGACGAAUAUACUCAUGAUGACCUGGAGUAUAAUGUACCACAGCUGGACGACCUUUGCUCUCCUGUUGUGGGCGCUCAUGCUGUGGAUGGUGCCAAACAAAAGGUCCUCCAUGAUGAAGUGCGCCCCGUUCCUCGUGCUUUACUCGACGCUCCUGCUUCUCGUCCAGUACGUCUACAGCAUGGACCUCAUCGAGGACGAAUUGCCAAGUAACGUGCACGGUAUCCCUAUGGCGGAGAUCGGUUUCCUCAAAGCUGACGAACUCAGCCGUUGGCACUUGGUCGUCAAGUGCCUCUUCCUGACCAUGUUCUGGAUCACGAUGAGGCAGUACAUGGCCGAGAGAAAGCAGCUGAGGAGGUCUUCGGCCUUGAGGGACAUGGCCGCACCUUUGCAUGUCUCGGUCUCCACUGCCACAGCUACCAUGAACCACGAUACUUCCGAAAUUAAGAGCAAAUUCAUGAAGGACGUCGGGGUCCUCGUCAAGAAGAUGCUCACCAAAUUCUGGAUCGCCGUCGUAGCCAUCAUGCUCUUUAUCUGCGGUAUUACCGGCGAACGCAUGACUGUCUUCAGGAUCAUCUACAUGUCGCUGUUCCUCCUCUUCGUCAUUACGUUCCAAAUAUCCUGGACGGCCUGGCGGAGGAUGAUGUAUCCAUUUUGGAUAACAGUCAUCGGAUAUUCUGUCAUUAUGUUGAUCCUCGUCUACACUUACCAGUUCAAGAACUUCCCGGCCUACUGGGAGUAUCUGUAUAUAGACAAAGAUCUACAAAUGGACAUUGGCUUGGAGAUUUACGAGACCAAGGAUCUCUUCGUCCGGUUGCUGACGCCGACCUUUUUCGUGAUAAUUACUGUCCUUCAGAUCCACUAUUUCCACGAUGACUUCCUCAAGGUGACGGAUAUUGAUAGAGAAACUAACGAUAGCGACUCCAGACGUGGAAGUCUAGGGUACUCACCCAGUACAAUUCCUAUAGUCUCUCCAUCCGAAGUUGUCGUCGGGGAGACGGAGGACACAACGCCGAUUUAUAACUUGAAACAGCUCAAACGUAUGUCAAGGUUGGAACGAAUUGCACUUUUUGUGAAAUUCAUGGGAUACGUCGUCAGCUUCUACAACUACGUCUGGCUCUUCCUCGAGAUCCACAUCCAGAAAAUCGUCUUCAUCUCCGUAAUACUUCUCUGUAUAAACGACGUCUGUGCCAUCAACUUCUUCUUCGUCCUGGUAACAGUAGUCGCCAUCAACUUUAAGAGGAACAUCCAAGUAGUCACAAUUAAUGCAAUCUCCGCCGCCAUAGCCGUGCUGGUGGUCGCCAAAAUGCUCUAUCAAAUCAAGUACAUCGAUCACAAUAAUUGGAACGUCGUCUGUCAAUGGUCUCCGGCAUCCCAAGGUCCAUUUGCCAGCAACAACACCGUUUAUAACAGUGCCGAAUGGGUGGGCAUGCGAAAAGCUGACCCUGGCAAACUUCCAGUUUUGCUGAAAGGGUACAUAGCAAUAGUCACCGUGACGACCUUCAGGACCAUCAUUGUCGUUCGCCAAUGGUUCCACAGGCAUCAUUUGGGAGAACCCAUGGAUCCUCCCCAAUUGAUGUUCCCUGGUAUAAAGAGAACCCACGCAGACAAAGGAAUUCCGGAGUGCCUCAAGUUCUUCUUCAACUACGGCUUCUACAAGUUCGGCCUCGAGUUUUGCCUCAUGGGCAUCGUUGCCGUCAUCGGGACCAGGCUGGACUUUUAUUCCGUUCUUUAUGGCAUGUGGCUACUCCUCCUCUUCGCUCUGAGACGGAAGACCAUCAGCAACAUCUGGCCAUUCUUCAAGUUCUUUGCAAUCGUCCUGUUUCCGUUACAGUACAGUCUCGUCGUGGGCCCACCGACCUGGUUUUGCAUCGAGUAUCCGUGGGGUGAGUCGGAGAUAAUGCGCAGACUUCAAGAAUGGAUGUACUUCCCAGAUCCGGACUUCCCCCCGAACGCCAGAAAGUUAAUUUGUGAUUUUAUCCUGCUGUUGAUGAUCGUGCGGCAGAGCCUCGUCUUCCGCAUCGAGGAAGUCAGUACCUCGUCAGGAAGAGAAUUCGCCGGCGGGCACAAUUAUUCCGUCUUCUACGACACGGAGAAGCUGAAUUUCGUGAAUCCUGUUAAAGACUACGUGUCGCAGAUACAUAACUGGCUGGAUGUGGUAAAGCGGGGAUCCAUGAUGAGUCUCAUGUGGAUCACUUUGUCGAUCAUGUUCCUAGCCGGUACUAAGAGAACCAAUCUCUUCUCGCUGGGUUAUUUAAUCGGGGCCUUCGUUUUCCUUUGGCAAGGAAGCGACUUUUACCUUCGGCCUAUAAAGACUAUCUUAAAGUGGUGGAACUUUCUGAUUGGCUACAAUGUCACGGUCAUCCUUUUGAAGUCACUUCUGCAAGGAGUGGGAUGUGUGCUCAUCAAGGAGUUGGAGGUAUCGGCUUGCUGGUUGGUCCAACUUCUGGGUAUCGCCUGCCUGAAGAAGUUCAAGAGCUCCGCAACCGACCUCGGCAUCGAAGAAAGUCAAUGCACGGUCCCCCACGAGGACAUCGGCAUGGUCUGGGAUGGUCUAUGCUUCGCUUUUCUGUUGAUGCAGAAGCGGCUCUUCAAGAGCUACUACUUCUAUCAUAUAGUGGACGAAACCAAGGCAAUGAGCAUCCUUGCAUCGCGAGGAGCUGAACUACUCUCGGAGUUGCAUCGCAGGCGCAUAGAGUUUCAGGAGAACAUCGAGAAAAACCUCCUGCAGAAGCUGAAGUUCAAAAUGGACAAGAUCAAGGCGAACCAGCAGAGGAUACAGGGCCCCAGUUACCGAGAUCCGCAGACACACAAAGUCGAUACGCUCUAUCCAGAGUCUCGGCCAUUGUACAGACACCGCGCACCGGUCACCAACAGAGAGGCGAUUAGAUCCGGCGACUAUUACAUGUUCGACGAGCUGGAGGACGACGACGACGUCACCGACCUCAUCCCGGAGAUCGACGACCGGGACGAGCUGGAUCGCCUGAGAAGGCAAGGUCGCAGAAUGACCGUCUCCGAGUUGAUGAGCACCCUGCUAAAGACAGACAUUGAGAUAGCCACGCACGUCGCCCUGUACGGUGGGACGCAAAAGGACGCCCUAAGGCUGCGACGACAGAGCGUCCCGAUGACACGCAAGAAGUCAUCCAUGUCGUAUCUGAGCGCUCGUUCGGAAACGGACGCCGCGGCCACCGACGCACAAGCGCAGACCAGCCUCGAAUCCGUCGACGUCGAGUCUUCCGAGAGAGAGAUGAAGUCGUUGGACCUGACGAAAUCCCAGGAUCAAGAGGAAGACGAAGGACCCGAGCAGGCACCCGAAGAGGGAGAUGCUGCGGACAAUGGAGAGGAGAAAAAAGUGUCCUUAGGCACUUACUUGAAAUUCAUCUGGGCAGUCAUGAACAGCGUCAUGGUUUCCAUGACGAAAUACCUGAACCGCUUCUCCCUCGACUACAGAUACAUCAGGAAGGUCCUCGCUAAGGAGAAAAAGGCUCUCAAGGCCAAGCCGGACUUCAGAAUGGGCAUGAGAUUGGGUAUCAAUCAGAUCUGGCAACCGAUACCGAUGAUGAAGACCAGAUUCUCCAUUCAGGAAGGAAGCUCCGAGGAGGUAACCGAGCAGAGUUCGACGCCAAGUCAGUCGGGCAUUCCAGAGAACAGCUCUAUUUUCGCGAGCGAUUCUCAAGAGCCGCGAGAAGAAGAGGAAGCCGAGCUCUCGGAAGUGGAUCAGCCGCCGAUCAUCCAGUUGGCAGCCUCCAUUUGGUUCGGCAUUCUGGCUCACUCGACCUUACUAUGCUACUUCAUGGUGUUCCUUCACCAGAUCAAGAACGCGUCGAUACUCUCGAUUCCGUUGCCCCUGAUGGUACUGUUCUGGGGAUCCUUGACGAUCCCACGACCAUCGAAGACCUUCUGGGUCACCAUCAUUGCGUAUACCGAGAUCAUCGUGAUAGUCAAGUGCAUCUUCCAACUGGAGUUGAUACCCUGGAAUCAGGAACUUACGUCCAAUCAUCCUCUCUUCGGUCCUCGCAUCAUAGGAGUCGAAAGGAAACCCAACUACGCCCUGUGGGAUCUUCUCCUGCUCCUCAUGAUCUUCUUCCACAGAUUCAUGCUCAAGUCCUUGGGACAGUGGACGACUCCGGCGACGAGUCCCAGGAAGAUCAUCCCGUCGAAGUUGACGAUAGCGAAAACCCGAGUUGACGGGGCCAAUAGAGGGGACGGGGAAUCGAUGCCAAAGUUCCACUGGGACACGGAAACGUCCAGAGCUCCUACCGAUGCCAUUUCCUCGAGAGACAUCCCCGGAAACGCGGAAAGUGAUCCCGAGAGAUCUCGAGGAACUACGAACGAAGAGGAGAGACUCGUCGCUGUACAAGGUGAAGAGGUCGAUCCUUGCGACGAGGAGUUCUCGAAGACUAUGAAUAUGAUGGUCCUGAAAUACCUGGAACCGAUGAGAUCCUUCUUCAGCAAAAUCCUCAGCUCGUUCGGCAAGGAGAAGACCAACGUUUACGCGUACAUGUUCCUCUGCGACUUUUUCAACUUCAUCCUCAUCAUCUUCGGCUUCUCCGCGUUUGGGACUCAACAAGGCGACGGAGGUGUCACGACUUACAUCACCGAGAAUCGCGUGCCGAUGCCGUUCCUUAUGAUGUUGCUCCUCCAGUUCGCCCUGAUUGUCGUAGACAGAGCUCUGUUCCUGAGGAAGUCUAUUCUGGGGAAAUUGAUAUUCCAGUAUUUCCUUAUUAUAGGCAUUCACAGUUGGAUGUUUUUCAUUCUGCCCAGUGUCACUGAAAGACAGUUCAAUGACGUACUUCCACCUCAGAUUUGGUACAUGGUAAAGUGCUUCUACCUUCUCCUCGCGGCUUAUCAGCUGAGGCAUGGCUAUCCAACUCGCAUACUUGGUAACUUCCUCUGCAAGAAGUAUACCAUUGUCAACUACGUACUGUUCAAAGGAUUCAUGCUGAUUCCAUUCUUGUUCGAACUUCGUGCGGUUAUGGACUGGAUCUGGACCGACACUUCGAUGACAAUAAUGGAUUGGUUCAAGAUGGAAGACAUAUUUGCCAGUAUCUAUCAAAUCAAGUGCAUGAGGGGAAUGGAAGCAGACUUUCCACAGCCAAGGGGAGUGAAGAAAUCACAGAUGAGCAAGUACCUCGUAGGUGGAGGUGCACUCUUCUUGAUUAUCGGCCUGAUAUGGUUCCCCUUGCUAUUGUUCGCUCUCGGUGGCACCGUUGGAGUGUCGAAUUUACCAUGGGAGGUGUCGAUGAACAUUCGCAUAGGAUCGUACGAACCUAUCUACGCCAUGUCGGCUCAAGACACCGCGAUUUUCCAAUACACCGAGGAAAACUUCAAAGAUUUGGCGAGUCUGUACGCCCGCGACAGGCCGGCUAUUUCGUUCCUGGAGAACUACGUUAACACCGACGUUGCAGCCGUCAAGCUUAGCGGGUCUUCCAGGAAAUUGUGGGCAAUCUCUCCGCCCGAUAAAGAGAGGCUUAAAUUGGAACUGGAGUCGGACGACAUGGUGACUCUCCACGUGGAAUGGACGGUCUCGAGGAAAACUGAUGCCAAGGAUGCUUCCGGCAUCACUACGACGAAAAGAGACAUAGAUCUGCCUGCAUACGUGAACGGCGAAUUCAACCCCGUAAGAAAGAUCCUUGCCGACUUGCUGACCCCCGGAAACCACUCGACACCGGAUGACGGGAAAAUAGUUGUGGAGAACGUCGUGCCGAAAUUUCUCAAGGUGACCGGUAGAACCACCACGGUGGUGCAACAGUUGAUGCACUCCCCGCUCAUGCCUCCGCCUACGUCACCGGAUGACACCAAGUAUCUCUAUCGAAAUAUCACUUUGCAAUUAUCCCACGAUCCUGUGUGCUGUGCGGAACAACAGUGGUGGGUUGUUAACGAGAAUUGCGAUGAUCUCAUCUACGACCUUCUUUUGAGUAAAGUGCCCCGUAACGACUGUAGAUUUAUCAUGAUGUUCCUAUUCAAUGACAAGGCGUUUCCGGAAGGACUUAGCUUCAUUUCCGGACUUGGGAUUUUGGGUCUUUACACCACGGCUGUAAUUGUCAUCAGCCAAAUGAUGAGAAAAGUGGUGAGUGAGAUGUCGCCGAAGAUCAUGUUCGACGACUUGCCAUACGUUGAUAGGAUUCUGCGGCUUUGUCUGGAUAUUUAUCUGGUGCGAGAAAGUGGCGACUUAUGCCUCGAAGAAGAUCUCUUUGCCAAACUGAUCUUCCUCUAUAGAUCGCCGGAAACACUAAUCAGGUGGACGAGGCCUCCGGAAGUGGGAGAACAAGCUGACGAAGACGACCAAACUACGGAGGCUGCUGGAAGUGGAAUUCGACUGGAGCCACAUGAAAACUGAGUAAUCCCAAUCAUCGAACCAGGUUCUGAACACACAAAAACCAGCUUGAAAAGUUGAGUAACUGGGUCACCGAAUUCUUCUUCAAGGCCGAAUGCAACAGUCUAAGUAGCGUGUAUCCGCUUCCAAUUGUGGAUUUGUCGAAUUAGCAAUUGACUUGAGGCCGCAAUGCAAUGAUUGCAAGCUAUUCGGUUGAAUCCGAAGUAUCUCUCGUCGACAUGCUUUCCCCCCCAUUUUAUACUCUAUUUAUACGUAUACUUUUUAGUGAAGUAUCUCCGUGUUUCACUACACCGCCUUAUAUGAUGCAUUUAAAGUACUAUAUAUUUAUUUCCAGAGUUAGGUGGAAAUUGAAACAACGAAUAAAUCACUUUUGUCAUUUUCCGGUCCUAAUGCAAUAUGGGCGAUAUUUUUAAAGAGAUUACCGAUAUGGAGGGAAAUAAUGCCCACUGUGGAUUUACUCGUUGUAGGGUAAUUUUGCCUGACUCUGUUAAUUCAUAAGAGAUACAGCGCCGCUGGUGGUGUUUUGUAUAUUAUUUCUGCGCGCAUACCCUGACUUGUAAACCAAUGAAAAAUUCGAUGCUCAAAGAAACAUCGAACAUAAGUUUGUACAUAAUAUGUAAAGCGGUAACGUGUACCAGAGGAAGAUACCGCUCAGAAUUGUCUCUGUUUCGGAUUUACUGCCUUCGUGACUUCGACUCUACUGGUCAGUUUACUUGGGACUACUUGCAGGGUGCACGAAGGAGAAUGAAUUAUGAAACAUUGCAGCUAAUAAGAAAGAAAAAUAUACUUUAUUGAAGAAAGACAUUAUGCAUAACUCGAAGAUACAUAUAGCAUUAUCGUU
Molecule: messenger RNA, 8688 nt
Organism: Orussus abietinus
Lineage: Eukaryota; Metazoa; Arthropoda; Insecta; Hymenoptera; Orussidae
Gene: Piezo
Product: piezo-type mechanosensitive ion channel component
Exons: 38
Coding region: 324-7850 (2508 amino acids)
Source: RefSeq, a predicted model, not a curated record